GCGAAGAAGCUUCCAGAAGCUCGCAUCCCCCCUUCAAAACGCGACGAGACGAGACGAUUCGUCGACUCCUCCCGAUCCCGAGCAGCAGAAGCCCCCCCGGCGAUUCCGCGCGGCGCUCGAGCCACACAUGAAGCCAGAUGGUGAAACUCAGCUUCGUCCUACAGCUGCUGGACAUCCAGAUCCUGGUCUGAGCACCUCAUCUGCAGAAUAUGUGGCCCCUGUAGGACCAGCUACAACUCAGGUAGCUUAUCCAUAUAUUGGUACCUAUUAUGGAGGCAUAUAUGGUGCUUAUAGUGGACAACCUCUGGUGAAUGCUGCUUUAAUGGCAAUGCCUCCGCAUUCUGUGCCCUUGGCAACUGAUGUUGUUUUGGAACCCAUAUAUGUCAAUGCAAGGCAGUAUCAUGGUAUAUUAAGACGACGCCAGUCUCGUGCGAAAGCUGAAUCAGAAAAUAAGGCUAACAAAAGCCGCAAGCCUUACCUACAUGAGUCCCGCCAUCUGCAUGCUUUGAAAAGGGCAAGGGGGUCUAGUGGUCGAUUUCUCAACUCUAAGGCCAUGGAGGGAAAGCAAGACAGUAAAUCCGUGGAUAAAAAUGAUGGAGCUCUGCCAGCUGAGGAAAACAGAGACAACAAGGAUACCAAUAGCAAUACCAAAUCAUAGAUUGAGAGCCCACCAACCCAGCCAGGUGCUGAUGUGUCCGAUGUUGUCUAAUACUUAUGUAGCCAAUCUCCUCUAAUCCAACCAACUUACCAGUCGAAUUAUGUCCUUGCUUUCUGUCAUGACGGUUUAAGUCUGUAUAUAGCUGUUAGUUUUGAUGAUUGGAUAAAUCCAUGACAGCAGAGUGAACAUGUUCUGGGAGCAGUUCAGUGCUAGGGUUUCUUGCUGAUUGCAGAUUUUCGACCUGUAUCAUCGUUGCAUCUUGGUCCUGUUAAUGAAUGUUAACUUUCGAUAAUUUAGACUCGUACGAUAGUUACUUAGAAAUGCCAUGAAAAUCCUUGUUUGCAAAACGUUUUGUUCAUUCCCA
This is a messenger RNA of Oryza brachyantha (malo sina), 1022 nucleotides long. Its product is annotated as nuclear transcription factor Y subunit A-7. Gene Ontology annotation, molecular function: RNA polymerase II cis-regulatory region sequence-specific DNA binding; DNA-binding transcription factor activity, RNA polymerase II-specific. Gene Ontology annotation, biological process: regulation of transcription by RNA polymerase II. The transcript is spliced from 5 exons. NCBI's taxonomy places the organism in Eukaryota, Viridiplantae, Streptophyta, Magnoliopsida, Poales, Poaceae. The record is from RefSeq and is a predicted model, not a curated record. Bases 128 to 658 code for a protein of 176 amino acids.